AUGUCUUUGAGAACACUCGGCUUGAACUCGUCGCUCAAGGGGCUUUUUGCCACCAAGCCAGCAGAGGUUGUCAAGGCUAUGCACACCGUGCUUGACUUCAAGCAGCACGGCGACGAAUCGCUCAACAACGUCAUGACCAGAUCCGACAAGGAGAUGGGAGGCUACUCUACGGUACACUUCGAGCUCGAUGACAAGGAACACGUCGGCCACUUCCACGGCUACUUGUCGUUGGACUUGCCCAAGGACAACCCCGAAGUCACGAGAUCUGGCUAUGCCAUGUUUAGAACAAAGGACCAGAAGGAGUCGUGGUUGUCUGGAAACAGCUACUGGGACUGGUCCAACUACUCUUCGUUGGUCUUGAGAGUCAAGGGCGACAGAAGAAAGUACUUGGUCAACAUUCAGACCAACACACCUUUGGUGACUGACUUGUUCCAGCACCGUUUGUUCCUCAACCAUCCUGGUGAAUGGGAAACCGUGGUGAUUCCACUCAACGACUUUGUCAUGACUAAUUGGGGUGUGAUUCAGGAUGGAAGUGAGAUCAACAAGUCGGAAGUCAAGACAGUUGGCAUUGGUUUAUUGGACAAACAAUAUGGUCCAUACUCCUUGAAGGUCGACUGGAUUAAAGUAAUGGCCGGAACAGAAGUAGCCAAGGAAACCAAGAAGUCGAGAUCGGAAAAGACUCAAUCGUUCGAAAACGGCGGAAUCGAUGUUGAUGGCCAGGAAAUCCCAAUCCACGGUGCUGCCAUUAACUCUGGUAAAUUUGAAGACCCAAAGAACACCGUUUUCUAA
Molecule: messenger RNA, 789 nt
Organism: Scheffersomyces stipitis CBS 6054
Lineage: Eukaryota; Fungi; Ascomycota; Pichiomycetes; Serinales; Debaryomycetaceae
Gene: CIA30
Exons: 1
Coding region: 1-789 (262 amino acids)
Biological process (GO): mitochondrial electron transport, NADH to ubiquinone; mitochondrial respiratory chain complex I assembly
Cellular component (GO): mitochondrion
Source: RefSeq, a predicted model, not a curated record